ACGUUUACUGAAACUAACCUCAAACGAGUCGCGUUUGAUAUUCCGUGUUCAUUAUUCGGGCAGUAUCUGUGAAAACAAGGUAUUCAUUCUGGAUAAAAUUGCAUUGAAGCUAACUUUUAAACUGGUCCACAAUGACGACCUGCAGUGAAUAUAUAGAGUCCGAAUUCCCGCAUAUUGACGACGACUUGAAGCAGUAUGUUGAAGAUGUACUGCAAAACGGAGCUGAUGAUUUCCAAGACAGUGAGGAAGUUUAUGAUGCCGUUGGAGAAGUUUUGCAGGAGGUUUCCACUGAUAAAUCUGAGCUGGAUAUUAGGAACAUUUGCAAUGAUCUGUUGAGAAUAAUGAAACCAGAUAUAGGAGACAAUAAACAGAAUGGGCAGAGGAAAGUGUUAAAUGCUCCUGUCCAUUUGGGAUCAAUGGCUGCAAACCUGGAGAACAAUGUGGAUGACAUCAAAAGUAUUUGGGUUAUGCACAGGGAUGACACUUUGAAGGUGGAUUCAAGGAAAUUGGAGAAAGCUGAAGCAAAGUUACAGGAGAAGCAGGAGAAAAGGUCCAAGGAUUAUUCCAAUAAAACAGUAGUUAUUCCUGUUCUACAAACUGCAACUGCUUCACAAGUUACUAGUAAAAAGGAGAUUAAAUUAGAAGCGAAGGGUAAUAACAGGACGCAGGAUAUUCGCAUCGAGAAUUUUGAUAUUGCUUACGGCGAUAGAGUUCUGUUGACCAGCGCCGACGUGUCUUUAGCUUUUGGGCGAAGAUACGGUUUAGUAGGUAGGAACGGUUUAGGAAAAACGACGCUCCUGCGAAUGAUAUCUUCAGGACAAUUGAGGAUACCGUCUCACGUUACCAUUUUGCACGUCGAACAAGAGGUUAUAGGUGAUGGCACGUUAGCUUUGGACAGCGUGCUGGAAUGCGAUACAGUUCGGCAGAAUCUGCUGAAGACUGAGAAGGAGCUUAGCAAUGCCAUCAACGCCGGAUCUACGGAUCCGGAGCUGUCCAAUAAAUUAACGGAGGUCUAUGCCCAAUUGCAAAAUAUUGAAGCUGAUAAAGCGCCGGCGAAGGCUUCCAUUAUUCUAGAUGGUUUAGGUUUCACAUCGGCUAUGCAAAGCAGAUCAACAAAAACAUUCUCCGGCGGUUGGAGGAUGAGAUUGGCCUUAGCGAGAGCCCUGUUCUCUAGGCCCGAUCUCCUGUUGCUCGAUGAACCUACUAACAUGUUGGACAUCAAAGCCAUCAUUUGGUUAGAGAAUUACCUGCAGAACUGGCCCACGACGUUGCUCGUAGUCUCUCACGACCGAAACUUCUUAGACACUGUCCCAACAGAUAUCCUGUACUUGCACUCUCAACGCAUUGAAUCCUACCGUGGCAAUUACGAGCAAUUCAUGAAAACCAAAACGGAAAAGCACAAGAACCAACAGAGGGAGUUCGAAGCGCAGCAGCAGCAUCGCGCUCACGUCCAAGAGUUUAUAGACAGGUUUAGGUAUAACGCGAAUCGCGCGUCGAGUGUACAAUCAAAAAUUAAGAUGCUCGAAAAACUGCCAGAAUUAAAACCCAUCGAGAAAGAAAUUGAUGUGGUGCUGAGGUUCCCCGACACCGAAGCACUGUCACCUCCGAUCUUGCAGCUGAGCGAAGUCCUCUUCAGAUACAAUGCUGAACGUGUCAUUUUCAGCGACGUAAAUUUGAAUGCAAAUCUCGAGUCGAGAAUAUGUAUUGUCGGUGAUAACGGAGCUGGUAAGACGACGCUCCUGAAGAUCAUAAUGGGAAUAUUGGCGCCCACCUCUGGCAUAAGACAUACUCAUCGCAACUUAAAGUUCGGAUACUUCAGCCAGCAUCACGUAGAUCAGCUGGAUAUGAACGUGAAUUGCGUGGAGUUGCUUCAAUCCACUUAUCCAGGUAAACCAGUGGAGGAAUAUAGGCGACAAUUGGGAAGUUUUGGAGUUUCCGGUGAUCUUGCCUUGCAGACUAUAGCCAGUUUGUCUGGAGGUCAAAAGUCGCGUGUAGCGUUCGCUCGCAUGUGCAUGGGUUACCCGAACUUCCUGGUGCUCGAUGAACCUACAAAUCAUUUGGACAUCGAGACCAUCGAGGCGUUAGGAAAGUCAAUAAAUAAAUACAAUGGAGGUGUGAUAUUAGUAUCUCACGAUGAGCGACUCAUCAGAAUGGUUUGCAAGGAAUUGUGGAUCUGCGGUAAUGGAAGUGUUAAGAGCAUAGACGGAGGCUUCGACGAGUACCGUAAAAUCGUCGAGCAGGAACUCGAGGCCCAAUCCAAAUGAUUCUGGUACUAAAUUAUAUAUAUAUAUAAUAACAAUUAUUUUCUUCGUGUAUAUAUAUUAUACAAUAUAUGCUAAUUGUUAUAAGAUAUUUAUUUAAAGAAAGAAAUCUUGGGGCAAUUUCGCCGCUCCAUUUUAUUAUAAUUAUAUAUUAUUUUUUACAAAGCCUAUUAAAUUAUAGAUUACUUUUGAACUAGAUAAUUGCGUUAUAUGAUAUACAUAUAUUAGUGAAUGAUAUAAUAUAUGCACAUGCAGAAAGUAAAAUUAUGAGCGACAAUUUGUGAUUUAUAUGUAUCAAUUACUUCAUUUUCUGUAAACAAAAAAAGAUUGAUUGAUUUCUACAAAAACAGCAAUUGCAACCUGUAACAUAAUAUAUUACAUUUACAUUUUGUUCCUCCUGUUU
This is a messenger RNA of Nicrophorus vespilloides, 2664 nucleotides long. Its product is annotated as ATP-binding cassette sub-family F member 3. Gene Ontology annotation, molecular function: ATP binding; ATP hydrolysis activity. The transcript has 9 exons. Lineage: Eukaryota; Metazoa; Arthropoda; Insecta; Coleoptera; Silphidae. Bases 132 to 2264 code for a protein of 710 amino acids. The record is from RefSeq and is a predicted model, not a curated record.